AUGAUACAGUCCAUAAAGAUCACAAUGUUUGAUGAGAGGUGUGCAUGCUCUGUGAGCUAUCACCUCUUCUGCUGCCACCGCUCUGAAAAGAUCAGUCACCGCUGGAUGGCGCUGAACUACGCUGGAAUCUCAGUCGGAUUUCUUGGCUGUUACGUUUCAGGAGUAUUCUACAUAUUCUAUUGCAAUAACUACUGGCGGCAGGUGUAUCUGGUAACUGUUCUGGCCAUGAUGCUGGCUGGGUUCUUCGCUCAGAUACACCCUCAUUACUUAACCCAGAAGUGGCAAAAGCUGCACUCUGUUAUAUUAUGUGCAGUAGCAGGAUACAGCCUAAUUCCCAUCUUUCAUUGGAUCUGGCUCAGUGGGGGUUUCAGCUCAGAUAUUGUCCAGGUAAGCAGCCCACGAAUCCUGCUAGGUUACAUGGCCUCAGCCGCAGCAGUACUUCAGCUGGGUUUACUGCGCAUGCGCCCGCGCGUCUCGCCGGGUCAGCUGAACUAUUUGGGCUCCAGCCAUCAAGUCUGGCACAUACUGUUGGUGCUCAUGUUCUACUGGUGGCAUCAAUCUGCACUCUUCAUAACCAACUACCGUCACUCUCACCCUUGCCCUGACUACCCUCUUCAUUCCUAG
Messenger RNA from Xyrauchen texanus (razorback sucker), 624 nucleotides. Its product is annotated as progestin and adipoQ receptor family member 3-like. Gene Ontology annotation, molecular function: signaling receptor activity. Gene Ontology annotation, cellular component: membrane. Lineage: Eukaryota; Metazoa; Chordata; Actinopteri; Cypriniformes; Catostomidae. The record is from RefSeq and is a predicted model, not a curated record. The transcript has 6 exons. Bases 1 to 624 code for a protein of 207 amino acids.